AUGAAACAACCAGUCUCACUUUUCGCUUAAAAUUCUUUUUCAAGAAAAAUAAAUUAAGAAGAUGUUCAAGAAAUUUAAGAUAGAUCAGGUUUUGAAAUUUUAAAUAUGGAUGGUUAAAAGAGAAGAAGAGAUAAACUAUCUCCAGUUGCUCGAUCAAAUUCUGGACAUCAUGAAUAACUUAUUUUAUAAUACCAUAAUCCAUAAUAACUCAUUACUCCUAAAAAUGAGAACAUUACUGAAAGACUUUAAACAUUUGCUUAGACAGAGUAAUUCAAAUAAUCAAAAUCAUUUCGAAAAUUGAUUGUUUAUUUUCAUCAAAAAGACUUUAUAAAAAUACUAUUGGCUCCAUACAAAUUAACAACAUCUUUUACUCUAAAACAUUUCAAUUUAGUCAAUGAUUUAGGAGCCUCUUUUAAAUAUUAAGUUGGCAGAUUUAAUGAAAAUUAAAAGAGUUUGAUUCAUUAAUAUAUCUCUCUUAUUGAUAUAAGAAUUCAAUUAAGAUUAAAAUUUAGAACAAUAAAAACAAAAUGCAAACAUUACUUACAACAUAUUCAUAAUUAAAUUCCAUUAAUUGAACCAAUGAGUAAUCUAAAAUUUUGUUGGGAUUUGAUGUGCUUUGGUAUUAGAAUAUAUUUAAUUGUGGUAAUACCAAUAUUGAUGGCAUUCCACAAUUAAAACUUCAUUGAUAAACAAUAAAUUCCGUUAAUUUUAUUUUCUAUUGCUUUAAUUUAUGAUAUUAUUUUAAGAGCAUUUACUGUAACAUAUGAUUAAGGAUUACCUGUAAGAGAUAGAUAUUUAUUAUAUAAAAAAUAACUAAACUUUUCAACAUUAUUGGAAUUAUUUAGUUUUAUUUAUACAAUAAUAAUAUGUUUAUAAUCAGAUAACAUUAUUGAUAAAAAUAUAAUUGGAGAUGGUUGGCCAAAAUUUAUAUUAGUUUUAUUAUAUAUAUAAGUGGCCAAUAUAUUAAAGUUUAUAGAUAUUUCUUAAUACUCUUUCAAACUCAGUAGAAUGUCAACAUCAAUUGUAGAAUUAAUUAAAUUAAUAACAUUAAUACUUUUAGUUUAACAUGUAUUCAGUUGUGUAUGGCUUGUUUUUGGUAUUUAAUGUUAGGAUACAUAAUAAUAGUCUUGGUUAGAUAAAUUUGAACAUGAUUAAUGGUCAUAUUAAUUUCUAUAAUCCUUUUAUUUUAUUUGUGUUACUACAUUUACAGUAGGAUAUGGUGAUUUGACACCAAAAAGUAAUAAUAUUUCUAUAUUUUAGAUCCACCUGAAUAAAUUUUUACUAUUUUUUAUAUGUUUUUAUGUAUGUUAUUAUUUUCAUACACUGUAAAUACUAUAGGAAGUAUACUUACAUAAAUAAAAGAAAGUAGUGAUAAAAUAAAAACUAAACUUACAGCCAUUAAUUAAUAUAUGCACAAUAAAUAAAUUAGUCCAACAUUAUAAUUUAAGUAAAAUAAAUUAAAUAUUAUAGAGUUCGAGAAUAAUUGUAUUUUUAUCUUAAAUAAGAAGUUGUUUAAUAAGUAAAUGAAUAAUCAGAAAUUAUAUCAAUGCUUCCAGAAGAAUUAUAACAUAGUUUAAGGAUAGAAGCUGCAAAAUCUUUAAUAAAUAAAUGCCCUUUUUUUAGUGAGAACUUUUCAAAUGAAAUAUUGAAUUAACUAUUGGAAGAAGUCAAUUUCUAAAUAUUUUAACCAGGAGCAACAAUUUAAUCAAAAGAUGAAUUCUUCAUUCAUAUAAUUGAAUAAGGAUAAGUUGAAGUUUUGUAUAAAAAAGUAUUAUUAUUAUAAAUAUUAUUAUUAGAAAAUUAUAUAAACACUUGAAAGAUUUGAUUAUUUUGGACUUGAAGAAUUUGUUAAUUAAUAAUACAAUCCAAAUUUUAUAUACAAAAGCAAUGCUUUUACUAGUGUACUUUCUAUUCCAUAUACUUAUUUUCAUAAAAUAUUAUCUCAAAAUGAUUUAGAAAACUAAAAAUUUCAUAAUCUACUAACAUCCUAAUCUUGUAUAUCAAAAUUUUGUUUUAUUUGUAAAAACAAAAGGCAUUCAACCUAGUGCUGUUCUUUAGUUCAUUUUAUACCAAAUAGAGAGGUAGUCUUAAAAAGAUACCUUUAUAGAAAAAAAUAAAAAAAAAGAAUCAAGUAAGAGAGAAGAAUUAGAUAGUUAUCAAUAAAUGAAAUGAAUUUAAUAGAUGGAUAAAAUUAAAUUAAAUAAAUUUAAUUUAAAAAUGCAUGUUAUAAUUAAAAAAUGAUAGAAUCAACUGUUAAUAAAUUUUAAAUUGAAAAUCAAAUUGCUUUAGAAACACUAUUUCCUACAAUUGAAUAACCAAUAAGUGUGGAUAGUUAAAGUGAAUCUGAAAAUGAUGAUCCUGAUGAAAUUAAAGAUUAGAGUUUUUCAUAAUAAAAUCAGAAUUCAAGAAGAGGUAGUAAAUAAAUUCCUUGUAUUUCUUCUAAAAAUUUAUUUUAAUAUUAAAUUUUAGAUAAAAUUAAGAAAGAAAGAUAGAAUAGGUUAAUCUAACCUUUAUAACCAUAAUUCUUAAUGUCUUAAUAUGGAUAACUUAAUGUAAAUCCUAAUCCUAAUCCUAAUCCCAAUAUUAAUAUUAAUACUAAUACAAAGUAAUAACUUAAAAAACUUCUAUUAUCUAAACCUGGCCAACCUGAUUAUGAUGAAUAAAUAACAUAAAUUCAAGAAUUAAACUUUUUUAAUGAUUUAAGAUAGAAAAUGAAUAAUUUACUUUUAUUUCCAAAAACAGAAUAAGAAUAAAUUGAAUUUUUAUAUAAAAAAAUUUUAAAUUUGAAAGAAGAUUUAAGUGAAAUGUCAGAUUUUGAAAUAUUAAAAAAUUAUGAAGUCUUUAAUAGAUAAUGGAAUGCUGACUAAGUAGUUAAGAAAUUAGUUUAAAAAUAAAAAAAAUUUAGAGGAUUUAAAAAACUUAAAAGAUUUUUGUUAUUCCCAUUUCUUUAUGUAAAUAAAUAUCUGGACAAAAAGGAUUAAGGUGAUCUAUUUAAGCCAACUGAAAAACCAAAAAAGAAAAGUAAGCAUUAAAUUUAUAAUUAGGACCUACAAGACCAAAAGUAAUUAAAAAAACCAGGGUUAGUCCUAAAAUAUGA
Molecule: messenger RNA, 3097 nt
Organism: Paramecium pentaurelia
Lineage: Eukaryota; Ciliophora; Oligohymenophorea; Peniculida; Parameciidae
Source: the annotation of a GenBank genome assembly